AUGUCUUUGGAAAAAGAAACUAGGAGUCGGUUCCAGUUCAGUUUUCCCAAUCCUGAUCUGUCUCUAUUACAAGACUUGGUUGCUCAUGUGGAAGACCUCGAUGGUUUUAGGAAGAGGUAUGGAAAUCUCUUAUCUUUGAUGAAAGUAAAAGUAGAUAGCAUGGCUCUGAGGGUUCCUUUUGCUGGAGGAAAGGAGGUAACAAAGUCCCACACUAUUGGGGCAUCUCUAUAUGUUCCAAAGGUUGAAGUAGAAAAUGGUCUCAGCGCUAAAGGAGGAAUUCCCGGUUUCCCCAUCAAGUACUUAGUGGAAAGGACUUCACAUUAUGCCAACAUGGGGAGUAAUGAUGUUUUUGAGGCAAUCUUGGCCUUGAUGAUUUAUGGGAUUCUACUCUUUCCAAUCUUCAAAGACUUUGUCGAUAUGGAUGCUAUUCGGGUUUUCAUGACUUGUAAUUCGGUCCCUACUCUUCUAGGAGAUAUCUAUUACUCCAUUCACUUUAGAACCGAGAAAAAGGGCGGAUGGGUUCGUUGUUGUGCAUCUAUACUGUACAAGUGGUUUAUUUCUCACUUGCCGCAGUCCACUCUAUACAACAAAGAAAAUCUCAUGUGGUCAAAAAGGCUUAUGGAUCUUACUAAUAGGGACAUAGUAUGGUACAAUGCAACCUAUGAUAUUGGGACGAUUUUAGUGAGUUGUGGAUAA
Molecule: messenger RNA, 696 nt
Organism: Lathyrus oleraceus (garden pea)
Lineage: Eukaryota; Viridiplantae; Streptophyta; Magnoliopsida; Fabales; Fabaceae
Exons: 2
Coding region: 1-696 (231 amino acids)
Source: RefSeq, a predicted model, not a curated record